UAUGAUCCACUUGAAGGUUCUAACAUCCGAUUGAUUACUAUAGAUCCUGCGUUGCAGGACGGAAAGGUCAAACUUGCUAUGGAACAAGUGCCGCUUACUAAAGGGCUUGACUUCCAUAUGCUUUCAUACGUCUGGGGGGAUGGGACAGACAAGCAUACCAUCGUUGUGAAUGGCCAACGAUUGGAUGUAACACAGAACCUUUACGACUUUUUAGAAACAACGCGCCAAUACGAGCCAGACUUCCUAGGCAAAGCGACCGGUCCCGCUACCAUGCCAAUGCGAUUCUGGGUUGACGCUAUUUGCAUCAACCAGAAUGAUCUGAAUGAGAGGAACAAGCAGGUACCUCGGAUGGGCGAUAUAUAUUCGAUGGCGAGCCGGGUAUGGAUUUGGAUAGGC
This is a messenger RNA of Alternaria alternata, 396 nucleotides long. RefSeq lists its product as hypothetical. The annotation marks the transcript as partial. The record is from RefSeq and is a predicted model, not a curated record. The transcript has 2 exons. Lineage: Eukaryota; Fungi; Ascomycota; Dothideomycetes; Pleosporales; Pleosporaceae.